AAAUUAGUGCCCUUACUCUGUGUAUCAUCUUAUGUAUGACCCUUGCAUCAGCCCUGGUCCCUCUCUCUUUCUACCCCUCAACUGGACAGUGCGCAGACAUGUCUCAUCGCAAAUUUCAUGCACCCCGCCAUGGACACAUGGGGUUCCUGCCCCACAAGCGUAGCAAGAAGCACAGGGGCAGGGUGCGUACCUGGCCCAAAGACGACCCCAGACAACCCGUCCACCUCACCGCCUUCCUGGGAUACAAGGCUGGCAUGACCCACACACUGAGGGAGGUGCACCGUGCUGGCCUCAAGCAAUCGAAGCGAGAGGAGGUAGAAGCAGUCACCAUCAUUGACACUCCUCCAGUCAUUGUGAUGGGGAUUGUGGGAUACAUUAAAACUGUCCGUGGCUUGCGUUCCCUCAAAACCAUCUUCGCAGAGCAUCUCAGUGACGAGUGCAAGCGCAGAUUUUAUAAAAACUGGUACAAAAGCAAGAAGAAAGCCUUCACCAAGUACUGCAAGAAGUGGCAGGAUGAGACAGGAAAGAAACAGCUGGAAAAGGAUUUUGAAAGGAUGAAGAAAUACUGUUCAGUAAUCAGGGUUAUUGUUCACUCUCAGAUGCGAUUGUUGCCCAUACGUCAGAAAAAGGCUCACAUCAUGGAGGUGCAACUAAAUGGGGGAAGCAUCUCAGACAAGGUGGAUUGGGCAAAGGAGCAUCUGGAGCAAGCUGUGCCUGUCUCUGCUGUCUUCUACCAGGAUGAAAUGAUUGACGUCAUUGGAGUCACCAAGGGUCAUGGCUUUAAAGGUGUGACAAGCCGCUGGCACACAAAGAAGCUUCCCAGGAAAACUCACAAGGGUCUGAGGAAGGUGGCCUGCAUUGGAGCCUGGCAUCCAGCCCGUGUGGGCUUUACCAUAGCUCGCGCUGGACAGAAGGGCUACAACCACCGUACUGAGAUCAACAAGAAGAUCUACCGUAUUGGUAAGGGUGUGCACAUCCAGGAUGGAAAGGUGAUUCGGAACAAUGCCUCAACUAACUAUGACACCAGCCAGAAGACCAUUACGCCCAUGGGAGGCUUCCCCCGCUAUGGUGAAGUGAAUAAUGACUUUGUCAUGGUGAAAGGCUGUGUGGUCGGGGCUAAGAAACGUGUCCUCACCCUCAGAAAGUCUUUGCUGGUGCACACAUCUCGCAAGUCCAAGGAGGCCGUCGAGCUCAAAUUCAUUGAUACCACCUCCAAAUUUGGUCAUGGCCGCUUCCAAACUGCCCAGGAGAAGAGGGCAUUUAUGGGGCCGUUGAAGAAGGAUGCCCUGAAAACACGGCGGGAUCCUCUGACUGAGGAAGCCUGAGAAACAUGCUCAUAUUUCCACAUGCUCAUACAGUAAUAAAACUGAGAUUCAAAUACACUA
Molecule: messenger RNA, 1385 nt
Organism: Scatophagus argus
Lineage: Eukaryota; Metazoa; Chordata; Actinopteri; Scatophagidae
Product: 60S ribosomal protein L3-like
Exons: 10
Coding region: 36-1325 (429 amino acids)
Biological process (GO): ribosomal large subunit assembly; translation
Cellular component (GO): cytosolic large ribosomal subunit; ribosome
Molecular function (GO): structural constituent of ribosome; RNA binding
Source: RefSeq, a predicted model, not a curated record